This is a messenger RNA of Neurospora tetraspora, 252 nucleotides long. RefSeq lists its product as uncharacterized. The annotation marks the transcript as partial. The transcript has a single exon. The record is from RefSeq and is a predicted model, not a curated record. NCBI's taxonomy places the organism in Eukaryota, Fungi, Ascomycota, Sordariomycetes, Sordariales, Sordariaceae.
GAUACAGACUGGAACAGAAACCUGCCGCUGGUAAUCCAAGCCAGGGGCUUGAUUACCCAUAGACUGGAGAUUGGAGCAAGUCGUCAAGAUUUGCUGAACGAACAGAGGUUCUUGAGGGCAGGAAGUCCUGUCAAUUCGUUGAUGUGGAUGUUCCACAAUUCAAUGGUGAGGGAGCUGGAAGUCCAGCUGCGUGCCCUGUCUACCUAUGACAGUAGGGAGGAUAGGGCUGGAGUCUCGGACGAGGAGAACUAG